Messenger RNA from Melanotaenia boesemani (Boeseman's rainbowfish), 698 nucleotides. RefSeq names its product thymosin beta-12-like. The coding region runs from base 41 to 295 and encodes 84 amino acids. The transcript is spliced from 3 exons. The record is from RefSeq and is a predicted model, not a curated record. Gene Ontology annotation, cellular component: cytoplasm. Lineage: Eukaryota; Metazoa; Chordata; Actinopteri; Atheriniformes; Melanotaeniidae. Gene Ontology annotation, molecular function: actin monomer binding. Gene Ontology annotation, biological process: regulation of cell migration; actin filament organization.
GGGGGAUUUGGGGGAUUUGGAGGAUGUGAGCGAUGUGGUGAUGUCAGAUGUCAUUAGCAUAUUUCUGACUAUAUCUGAUGCUUGCGCAAAGACGCGCCACUACUGCUGCACCGCACUGACCAGAGACCAUCCAGCCAUCAGACAACACAUCGACUUAACUGCAACAAUGAGCGACAAGCCCGACGUUUCAGAGGUGAACAGAUUCGACAAAACCAAGCUGAAGAAGACAGAGACGCAGGAGAAGAAUCCCCUGCCUACAAAAGAGACCAUCGAACAGGAGAAGGCAGCAUCGUGAAGCCCCUCUCUCCCGACAUGCACUGUACACCCCCACCUCGUCCUCCUGCAUUGCCUUGUUUUCAGUCACUUCUUUAUAGCUGUAUAACUUUGUAACCGAAAUUAUGAAACGACGACAGUAACCAAGCUGCACAGCCCGUGGACGGAUGAUGCCUUCGUCGGGGCAGUCGGGCCCUGUCCCCCCGCCCCCCCGCAAAUGUCACCUUUCAUGUUCGUCUUUCUGUCGGGAGAUGAUUUUGUCUGCUGCAGAGAGGGAGGGGCGGGGAUAAACACCAGAAGACGGUUCCAAAACAAAUUGUCUCUAUACCAUCGCCUUGACUGCCAACUUUGACGUGCAACGUGUGGGAUGGGGCGUGGCCUGCGUCCCAGGAAGCUCAUCAACGUCUCACACCCCCUUCACCCCC